UCACUGGAUCAUGCUUUUUUAUAUUCAGCAGUGCCCUGAAAGCGUCUGCUGGAUAUCUGGCCAAGUCCAGCAUCGUAGAAGAUGGGCUGAUGGUGCAGAUCACUGUGGAAACCAUGGCAGAGCUCAGGCGGUCGCUACGGGAGAUGAAAGACUACACAGUCACCUGUGGACGGCUGGACCAAUCAGACAGCCAGGAGCUUGUGUGUAUCCAGUGGGUGGAGGAGAAGUGCACUGUGAAUAAGGGAGUUAUUAGCCCCAUCGAUGGAAAAUCCAUGGAGUCCAUCAGCAGCACUAAGAUGUUCCAGAAGUCAGAAUACAAAGAAAACGGGAAGAUCAUCCGCUGGACAGAAGUGUUCUUCCUGCAGAGGGGGGAUCAUCCCAAAGGAGGAGCCAGUGACUCUGCUGAACAUGACCGGUUGACAGAGCGGAUUGCCCGGGCGUUUUGCUUGGCACUGUGUCCACACCUCAAACUCCUGAAAGAGGAUGGAAUGGCCAAACUGGGGCUGCGAGUCGCUUUUGACUCUCAAGAGGUGGGAUUUGUGGCUGGGAGCAAUGGACAGCCCCUCCCAGCUCAGUACCUGAAUGCCCUUGACAGUGUGCUGAUCCCUGUCAUCCACAGCAGGGGGCGUAAGAGAGGCGAUGAACCCAUCGUGAUGGAGCUUAUCUUCUACAUCCUGGAGAACAUCACUUAGUGCACUCAACUAUUUCAUCUUUCACCCUGACCACAACUCUGUCUCUGGCACUUCUCAUCAGUGCUGCCAUCGGUUUCAGGGCAACAAAAGCAUCAAAGGGCGAACCGGACCACAUCAGAGGUCUGCAUCCAUCUCAUCCACUCACGAGUAGAGAGAAAUGGUCUGACUCUUAGUGGUUUGCUGAUCUCACCCUGCCCUGCAGCAGACAGUCUGGGUACGCAUGAAACCCAGGAUGGAGCAUCAGAUCACUGUACACUGUACAGCAGUAGCAACUUCAUAGCUUGAAAUCAUUCACGUCACAAUGUUCAAUACAAGUUUCCCAUAUGGAGAAAACCUUUAAAAGUGGGAGCCGGAUUCAGCUCCACAACCUUAAAGCAAAGAGAAUAAGAGAAUGACUCGAAGAAGAGAAUCUAAGUAGAUCUGUAGAGAUUUGAUGCACACUGAAUGAAUGCCAAAAGAAUGUUUUCAUACUGGAUGUAUUUUAAUUGAUUGCUCAUGAAAUGUAAUGUUGGCCUGGAAUUAAACUUGCAACAAUGA
Molecule: messenger RNA, 1229 nt
Organism: Plectropomus leopardus (leopard coralgrouper)
Lineage: Eukaryota; Metazoa; Chordata; Actinopteri; Perciformes; Serranidae
Source: RefSeq, a predicted model, not a curated record